UACCAAGUCGACUAGUUCACUCGGCCGCUGAAGGAUUGGAGCAUGUGUGUGCUCAGACAUAAAAAGCAGGAUUGCUACGCUCAUCUUUCGAAGUAUAACACCUUCAAUCAAUUCGGAGUAUCCAAUCCAUCAUCCACUAGCACCAUUUCUUGGAAGUUGACAUUUAUCAUCUGACUGAUUACCAUUCACAAAGCUUAUCACACCGCGAUCAUGCCUUCUUUGACUCUUACUCACACGGUAGCUCCAGUCAUUGGGGUGAAGCGAGAGAGUGAAGCGCCGUUGAUCAAUCCCAAAAGAAGAGCCGAGGUUCCGGACAUUAUAGAAAUCGACAAUUUCCCCGAUGUGGCAGACGGUGCUCGAGUCCAGUCCGUCGCCCAUACGUCUCAUUUGGAAGACGGCGCUCGUGUCCGGUCUGUUGCUCAAAAUCAUCGAGGUGUUAAUCCGGAAGCCGCUACACAAUACUUUGACCGUGACAUUGAAAAAGAACUCGCCCAGCUUGACAAUCAUAUCAUCAAGUGGGAAGUUGCGCGGUCCAUCUUUUCCUACCCAGUUGAAGAUCAACGCAAGGUGCUCGCCAGUGAUCUUCCAUCCGAUCCACGCGACUUGAACUUGACCACGAUUGUGCCGGGAUGCGGGGUAGACUACGACUACGACAUGCAGAUGUCCACCGUGAUUGAUCAGAUCAAGCAUGAGAUGAAAUCCGAGGAGAAUCCGACAGACGAGAGCCCAAUCCAAAGACUGAUUCGCUCCGGCGAUGUCCGCUUUGCCAUCGACCUGUCAUUAUCAGAGACUGGUUGGCGAAGCAAAAUGACCAAUGCGCGUCUAGCAACUUCGAACGAACUCUUGAGAACAUAUGGCUCCGAUUGUUGGAUCCAAUUCCAUCUGAGCGAGGCGAUGUUGUUCCAAAUACAGUGGAGUGGCCGAAGAAUCGGAGUUGGGAAUGAGAUGUGGCAGUUUUUUCAUCGACCGCUUAGGUUCUGUCACAGAGUUUAUCGUUCGGCUCUCGUCAAGGAUGAAUGUGUCUGGUUCUUCACCUCACCCAUGAAUUGCCCAAGGCCAAUGUAUACAACCGACAUGAUUCAAAAGCAAUUACCUCUUGAGCUCAAUCCAACAAUGAAGAUAUCAAAAUUUAACUCUCGAUUGCAACUUGGUCUUUCAACAACCACGCCUAGCAUCAAGUUUAAUCUCAACCAAAUCCGAAGGGUUCCCGAUAUAUACACAAGCUCUUUGCGGAUCAGCAAAGAACUUAUGUCGGACAUAGCCACCAAGUUGGGACUAUCAUAUGUGCCGUCGGCAAUUUCGGGGGCCCAUAAGGUGACAGAAGCUAACUAUGUUGGGCAAAAAUACUCGUGGGCUCUAUUUGACCCGGUGGGAUUACCCGGACAAAUCCUACUCCAAGUAUGGAGUAACGAUCACAUCAGCAAUGGAUUGAUAAAAUUUUUCAAGUUCCAAUUUAGUAUUCCGGUUUAUGUGCCAUCAUCUAGACGCUGGAAGGACGUUCAAUGCGAUAUUGUUGUUCCACGGAUGCGCAUCGAGAUAAGAAAAGGCAAGCCGACCGACGAGGUAAUGAUGACGGACGGUGCCGCUGCAAUAGGUUGGGGAGCUGCGCUAGGCAUCAAAAAAGCUCUUGGACUGAGUUAUCUUCCAGCGGCAUAUCAAGCGCGAAUAUUGAAAAGUAAAGGAUUGUGGUACUUGAGUCGAGAUCUUGACAAGGACGGUUUUUGGAUUGAGAUUCGCGAUAGCCAAUGGAAAGGUGACGUGCGGUGCAAGCCAGGUGAUGCGAUAACAUUCAACAUAUGUAACUUCUCUACUCGAGCCAAAGCCGGGCAUGUCAACCGACAAUCAAUUCCGGUGAUAGUUUCGAGAAACGUGCCGGUUUCAGUAUUCACGGAUCGGCAAAGGGAGGCGUUCAAAGCAGUUUUGGAUGAACUGACGUCGACCAACCCAGUCCACCUAUCCCAAGCGCUCGAGGUCCACGGCCACUUGUUGAACCUCAAAGCCAAACGACUCACGACAACCACCAACAGCUUUGUCAGGAAGGAGGUGGACGAGGUCGGAGUGACUUGGGAAAAAUAUUCCAACCGUCCGUGUAAUGCGAUGGAAGAGAUUGUCGAAUUACUCAAAAGCGGCUUCACUGCCCGAAAUAAUCGGGUUGUGGACAGACUGAAUGUUGCCGGAAAACAGAUCUGCGAAAAAAUGAUGAACUUCAAGGUAGAAAUUAGCAGUAGUGCAACUAUUUAUGCAAUACCCGAUCCGACCGGAACCCUCAAAGAGGGGGAGGUAUUUCUGCGUCUCUCUCGGUUCAGAGAUCCCAAGACUUCUGUUCCGGUUAACAUCUUGAAGGGGGAUUGCGUCGUUGCCAGAUCCCCAUGCGUGCUUCCAACAGAUGCAAGAAAAGUCAAAGCUGUAACCAAUCAGCGGUUAGCAUGCUAUGAAGACGUUCUAGUGUGUUCAAUCCAGGGAAAAAAGUCUCUUCUUGAUUACCUUUCUGGCGGCGACUAUGAUGGUGAUGUGGUAAUUGUGAUUUGGGAUGAUGCCUUCACCAAAAAUUUUGUUAAUGCGGAUGAUAAGCAUCUGCUCCCAACGGAAAAAUAUAACAACUUCUUCUCAGAUACCGUUGCGUUGGCUGCCUCCGGAAGAGGCUCAGGUUUACCCACAAUGAAAGUCCAAGAUUUCAUCAAUCUAAAACAUGAACAUGGGACUUUCGACCGAGAGUUUAGACGAGCUCAACUUGUCUCGCUAUUUCAGCCUGUAGCUUUUGGUCGCUAUUCACGAAUGUACAAAGUUUGUGAAUACUUAUUUGGGAUCAGCCAUCCGUUGACCAUGAAGAUGGGUUACGUUUAUACCAAAUGUUUGGAUGCGGCCAAGCAAGGCACGAUCUUGAAGGCAGAGGCCGACUAUGACUUGAAACAAGAGUUUGAAGAAGCUAUUGGAGGUCUUAAAAAUGGGGUGAUUCCACUUCCAUACUGGACUUCAUAUGUUGACAUUUCGAAGGACGAGGGGAGCAGAGAGUGGAACACCGGCUCUAGAGAAAAUGAGAGGCAUUAUCUACCGCUGAAGAAAGACCAUGUUUUAGAGGCUAUUGCCUCCACCAGUCAAGAGGAAGGGCACAAGUUCCUCUUCACGUUGAAGAAUUUAGAAGUAGACUCUAAUGAUCCCUGUCUUAGUCUGCCGUGGCAGGAGUUUGAGAAAACUGUCAAGUCCAACCUGAAGCAUGCCCAUACCUUGCUGGAUUUCAUCAAGUCAAACGCCGAAGAAUGUUAUGACCAAUACCAGCAUGCAUUAUACCGUGAAUGCAGCCAAUAUAAGGUGUCGUCAACAUGGAAGGAAAGCAGACCCGACAAAUUCAACUUCGAAGCUGCCGGCAGGACCUUUUGGGUUGACGGUCGAUUUGAGAAUGCAGUCAAAGCAGUCGAAAAUGAUCGUCACUCACUUACUUUUCUUCGGGGAAAAGGGAUAAUUGAAUACAAUAAUAUCCGAGCUUCUGCAUUAGCAGCAAUCGCACCAGAACAAGACUUUUUUCCAUUCCACGUGGUAUUCAAUGAGCUUUGUCAGAUAAGAGCUUCGGCGGCAGAAAUCUGUUUCCAAGCUCAAUCUGGGAUCCACAGGAUAGGCCAUUGUCCCAAAUCUUUCGCUCCCGAAUUUUGGCAGGCCAUGAUGACCAAAAAGUCUCUCCUUCCGCCCGAGAAAUCUACUAUCCUGUAAUCUUCAUUUGUCUUUCUGCGGUGAUUGCUUUCUUUUAUCCAAGCCCUUCAAAAAGAGAAACUGAAAAAAAAAAAACGGCAAAACGGAUUCCAAGCUACUCUUGUAUUUUUACUGCUAGUUAUUUACCUGAUCAAACAUGGAAUCGGGGAUCAAGCUACGCAGAAGAGUUAUACCUGACUUUGUAAUUUUACGCGCCUUUCUGAACUGAACUCACAUACAUGACAAUGAAAGACAUCACAUAUCAAGAAUUUUAAAAUAAUCCUUCUA
Puccinia graminis f. sp. tritici CRL 75-36-700-3 is the source of this 3972-nucleotide messenger RNA. RefSeq lists its product as uncharacterized. Bases 211 to 3705 code for a protein of 1164 amino acids. The transcript has 23 exons. Gene Ontology annotation, biological process: siRNA processing. The record is from RefSeq and is a predicted model, not a curated record. Gene Ontology annotation, molecular function: RNA-directed RNA polymerase activity. Gene Ontology annotation, cellular component: nuclear RNA-directed RNA polymerase complex. NCBI's taxonomy places the organism in Eukaryota, Fungi, Basidiomycota, Pucciniomycetes, Pucciniales, Pucciniaceae.